Molecule: messenger RNA, 1815 nt
Organism: Onychostruthus taczanowskii (white-rumped snowfinch)
Lineage: Eukaryota; Metazoa; Chordata; Aves; Passeriformes; Passeridae
Gene: GALNT9
Product: polypeptide N-acetylgalactosaminyltransferase 9
Exons: 12
Coding region: 1-1815 (604 amino acids)
Cellular component (GO): Golgi apparatus
Molecular function (GO): protein binding
Source: RefSeq, a predicted model, not a curated record
AUGGCGGUGGCACGGAAAAUCAAAACUUUGUUGACGGUGAACAUCUUGGUCUUCGUGGGCAUCAUCCUCUUCUCCGUGUACUGCAGGAUCCAGGACCGCUCCCAGGAGCUGGUGCAGAUCGUCCGGAGCGCGGAGCGCCGGGCCAGGAGCCGCGGUGCCAAGGUGGGCAGCCUGGCCGACAGGGAGUCCAUCCUGCAGCGCCUGGACCACCUGGAGGAAGUGGUCUACAACCAGCUCAAUGGUCUGGCAAAGCCCAUGGGAUUAGUUGAAGGUCCAGGAGGCUUGGGCCAGGGGGGAAUGGCUGCUACCCUGAGAGAUGAUAGCCAUGAAUCAGAGACUAAGUAUGAAGAAUAUGGUUACAAUGCCCAACUCAGUGACAGGAUAUCACUGGACAGGUCCAUCCCUGACUACAGACCUAAAAAGUGCAAGCAGAUGAGCUACCCAGAGGACCUGCCCCAGAUCUCGGUGGUGUUUAUCUUUGUGAACGAAGCUCUCUCUGUCAUCCUGCGCUCGGUGCACAGCGUGGUGAACCACACCCCAUCCCACCUGCUCAAGGAGAUCAUCCUGGUGGAUGACAACAGUGACAACGUGGAGCUGAAGUUUAACCUGGACCAGUAUGUCCAUAAGAGGUACCCAGGCCUGGUGAAGAUCGUGCGCAACAACAAACGCGAGGGGCUGAUCCGAGCCAGGAUCCAGGGCUGGAAAGCAGCAACAUCCCCUGUGGUGGGCUUCUUUGAUGCCCAUGUGGAGUUCAACACUGGCUGGGCGGAACCGGCGCUCACGCGGAUCAAGGAGGAUCGCAAGCGGAUCAUCCUGCCCGCCAUCGACAACAUCAAGUACAACACCUUCGAAGUGCAGCAGUACGCCAACGCGGCCCAUGGCUACAACUGGGGGCUCUGGUGCAUGUACAUAAUCCCACCACAGGACUGGCUUGAUAAAGGGGAUGAGUCAGCUCCCAUCAGGACACCAGCCAUGAUUGGAUGCUCGUUUGUGGUGGACCGAGAGUAUUUUGGUGAGAUUGGCCUGCUGGACCCUGGCAUGGAGGUCUAUGGAGGAGAAAACAUCGAGUUAGGCAUGAGAGUGUGGCAGUGCGGGGGCAGCAUGGAGGUGCUGCCCUGCUCCCGCGUGGCGCACAUCGAGCGCACCAAGAAGCCCUACAACAACGACAUCGACUACUAUGCAAAGCGCAACGCCCUGCGCGCCGCCGAGGUCUGGAUGGAUGACUUCAAGUCCCACGUCUACAUGGCCUGGAACAUCCCCAUGGCAAACCCCGGAGUUGACUUUGGAGACGUUUCUGAAAGAAUUGCUCUGCGACAGCGCCUGCAGUGCCGGAGCUUUAAGUGGUACUUGGAGAACGUGUACCCUGAGAUGAGGGUUUACAAUAACACAGUCACUUAUGGAGAGGUGCGGAACAGCAAAGCCAGCGGCUACUGCCUGGAUCAGGGGGCUGAAGAGGAUGACAAAGCCAUCCUUUAUCCCUGCCAUGGAAUGUCCUCCCAGCUUGUCCGCUACAGCUCGGAAGGUGUCCUGCAGCUGGGGCCGCUGGGCUCCACCGCCUUCCUGCCCGACUCCAAAUGCCUGGUGGACGAUGGCAAGGGCAGGACACCCACCCUCAAGAAGUGUGAAGAUGUCCUGAGGCCAGCACAGAGGUUCUGGGAUUUCACACAGAAUGGUCCAAUCAUCAGCAGAGACACUGGCCGUUGUCUAGAAGUGGAAAUGUCAAAGGAUGCAAAUUUUGGGCUCAGAUUAGUCGUACAAAGGUGCUCGGGGCAGAAAUGGAUGAUUAGAAACUGGAUCAAACACGGUCGGCACUGA